GUUCUUCUCUUGUAAACCGAAAAUCUCUUUGACCUGAUCUUGUAACUCGGUUUAUCCUCUGAUUUUUAACCUAACCGGAUUUCCACGUGUGUAGAACCACGUGACCACCAGCUUCCAUUAAACCUUGCGAGUUUCUUCUGUCUCGCUUGGAAGCUUCUUCAUAUGUCUCUCCUCCUUGAGACGUGAACUCCAUAAAUCAGUGAGCCUGUGCUCUGAUACCACUUGUAGGGGUUAUGAUACCCACUUGUUACAGAAUACAAGCUCAUAAUACUCUUGUCUCUUUCACUACUCAUACGAUUCAUCCUUGUUCAUGACUCAAGAAAUUUUCACCCAGUUCACGGCCAUAGCGCGCUACAUCUGGGGUGGAUCCAAGAUCCACAACAUCCACUAUGAAGUAUCGGAAAACACAUCCGAUGUGGUUUACAAGAUCAUUACUCUCUUUGUCGUGGGUAUACAAACCCUAGAGAGUAUAAAGAGUUUACAAGAGAACUACACGGCUAAAAACUAAGCCUAGAACAACAUAUCUAUGUUUAGCUUACUCUAUCUCCCCAAAAGAUGCCAUGGAAGCACACCCUGGAUGCUUGAGGCUCCUGCCUCCCAGAGACUUGGCUUUCGCCACGCUUUGUGCUUGGAGAUCCAUGUCGUGAUCUCUCCUUCUUUGUAUCAGCACUUGACCUAAUGGGCUUCAACGAUUAGGUCCAUAUGUUGUCCGCGCGUAACUUGUGCAAGCCGGCCCAACAUUAAACAUGUCUGAUGGGCUUGACCAAACCUCACAAACAUAAACUCAAAAAAGAAUGAAUCCCAUGUUUUACUUCCUUCUUGCCUUAACUGCUGUUUUGACCGUGACCGGAAGCCCCGGCGAACCAGUUCUCGAUAUUCAUGGUGAUAUCAUAUUCGAUUGCAGUUACUACGUUCUCCCCCGCAUUUCCGGCCCUGGAGGUGGCGGCCUGACUCUCAGCUCCCGUGGUGAUGAUUGGUGUCCCCUCUAUCUCAAACUGGAAUAUUCAAAGGUUAAUAUGGGCAUUCCCGUAAAAUUCUCAGACUGGAGGACUAAAGUUGCGUACGUUCCCGAGUCAGCGAACCUCAACAUCCAGAUGGACGUCAAAGCCACGAUAUGUGGUCAGUCAACAUAUUGGUAUGUCCCUCCGGUCGAGCCCAUCACGGUCAUUGAGGCGUUGUUCUUAGCGGCUGGUCCUAAACUGUCGGAUGGUUUCUUCCAGAUCAAGAAAAUUAAAGAUGCUCUUGGCGGUUACAAGAUUGUGUUUUGUGUUAACAAUAACGAUUGCAGCGAUAUUGGGAUAUUUGUGGAUAAACAGGGCGUUAAGCGUUUGGCUUUAAGCUCUACGCCAUUCGAUCGAGGUUAGGUUCAUGAAAGCUACUGAGACAGAGCCUUCGUCCAAGCCUAUUAUGUCUAUAAUCUAAGAGAGAUUAAAGACUACAAAAGUAAAAGGAUAAGAGUUAUAAGUAAUGACUAAUAAUAAAACUCUAUCUGUGUUUCUGUUUUCUUUGUUCAUCUUAAUUGGAAUAAAACAUCUUUCCUUUGUUUUUUUUUUCUUUUUAAUUAGCUCCCUAGUUUAAGAUUCAUAUAACUCGGAAAUUAAAAGAAAGACAUUUUCUCGCUUUGUGUUACAACUAUUAACCUCUUGAUGGCAAACGCAUCAAGCUUGAGAUGUGGACAUAACCAGCAUAGAAUAAUAAGAGCUAGGGCAUCAAGCUUGAGAUGUGGACAUACCCAGCAUAGAAUAAUAAGAGCUAG
Brassica napus (rape) is the source of this 1756-nucleotide messenger RNA. RefSeq names its product kunitz trypsin inhibitor 4-like. The transcript has a single exon. The record is from RefSeq and is a predicted model, not a curated record. Gene Ontology annotation, molecular function: endopeptidase inhibitor activity. Lineage: Eukaryota; Viridiplantae; Streptophyta; Magnoliopsida; Brassicales; Brassicaceae. The coding region runs from base 795 to 1364 and encodes 189 amino acids.